GCUCCCAUCAUUAUUGUUGUUGGUGUAUUGCUAUAUAGUCUGAUAAAAAUUAUAAAAAUCAUUGCGAGCCUUGCUAACGGCGUACGCGUAACAUUAAUUUGGCCUCCCUGACCACGUAACUAAAUACCCCACGAGGUGGAAAUGAUAGCAGCCUGCAGAGCGUGUCGCAUCCAGUGAUUCACGGCGUUGACAUUGAAAAACAAAUGCAAUGCCAGUACAGUGGGCGUGAGCAGAAAGGAACAGGAGCGGGAGCAAGAGAGGAGGUAAUCCAAGGCAGCCAGCAAGGGCAAGGAUAAGGACGCGGUCGAUCGAAGCAGGGCAGGUCCCAACCGGAUUUCAAUCAUGCCGUGCGAGAGCUGCGGUGUGGAGUUCACGGUUUUUCGUCGCAAACGCGCUUGCUAUGACUGCAAACGCUAUUACUGUGCCAACUGCAUUGCGGCCAGGCGGUGCCAGCGCUGUUCAGUGUUCGCCCAGCGUCCACUAUUGCGCACGGAUCUGCUGAAACUGAAGCCCAAAGAUUUGAUAUUUUAUUUGCAGUCGAAGCACAUCUCCACGGAAGGAUGUUUGGAAAAAGAAGAGCUUGUGGGUCUGGUGCUGGCCCAUGUGGCCCAAAUGGAGCGGGGUCGCGGCUCUAAUGCUUCAUCCAAUAGUCCGGGACGUAGCCAGACCAAUCCUCUAGAUAACCUCAAACAGUCGUGCCAAAAUUUCUUCAGCAACCUGACCGAUAACCUCAGUGACUCGUUUGCCGCAUUCGAUGGCAAGGUUAACGCAAAACCCCAGGAAAACCGAAGAUCAUCACCAGACGCGCCCAAUCCCCAUAUUUUUGAGCAACCACGUGUUUCCACCCGGGAAAUACCCACAUAUGCCAGCUCCGUGAACGGAUUUGCGUACGAAUCGCAAACCUUCUUUAGCUCAGAGCGGUUACACGUAUUUACCAACGAAACACCAACACCAACCGCGACACCCAAUGCCAACCGGAGCAGCAGCAGUCCCUCGACUUCCACGAAGGCCUCUUCGAACAAUACCGACGCCAGCAACAGUCAGGCCCAGGGGGCCCAUCACAGUCCAGAAACGACCGACGAGAACCGUGAUAGCAAGUCCGAUUGCGAGUGUUCGGACGACGAGAUUAUAGCAUCGUUCAGCGAGCUCCGAACCGAUACUAGUGUACGCGCCAAAGCUACGGCCGAGCCGAGCUCUUCCGAUAAGCCUAAGAAAGAGGAGCCAAUUCUUCCAACCGCACCCGAUGCUUCCUCCCAGUCAAGUUUCGAGGAGUUGGGCGCCAUCGGCGGCAUUUCCGACGAAAGCAAGGCCACCACGGACACCAACAGCAGCCACCUGGAUCAGUGGCAGGUGCUGGUCGUCAAUCGGGUCGAGGUCCAUGAUGAGGAGACACCGACUCCGAGUGCUCCCGAGGAGGAGAUCCUGGAGGUAACGCUUCGUAAUAAGCCAGAUGAGAAUGCGGAAAUCACCGAGACCGUGAGCAUUGAGCAGCGUCCGGCCGAUUCCAAUCCUCUGUCUAAUCCCGCCGUGCCGCAACGCACGAAGAAAGUAACGCGACGACGUUCCGAUGGCUACUUGAAUCGCCGCCACCAUUCUAGCGAUGAAGAUUCUCCGAUAGCGACGACUGGACUUAGCCUGGGGCUGUCCACGCUCCCCGAACAGCCGGAGGCGAGUCUGCAUGUGCACGGCCAUCGGCAUAGUUGCCAGCGUUGUGGCAAGAACAAGACAAACAUACGCCGACAUGUGGAAAAGAUGCGACGCCACCUGGAGAACGCGCAGAUGUCGGAGGAGGACAUAAAACGGGAGCUUCAGGAAUUUCUCACAUACCUCGAACAGCGCACCAAAUCCUUGGAUGCAUCUGAGGCCGAUAGUCAUGCCGUUUCGCCACUAAGUGUGGAUGGAAUUAGCGUGGCAGCUGGCGGAAGGUCACCAGAUAUGCCUAUUACGCCGACCAUUGAAUUCUCGCCGACACAGGACGAUGACAUUCGCUGGGACGAUGACGAGGGCAUCCAUGUGUAUGCCGCUCCCUCUGACUUUGAGCCUAAUGCUUGCAUUGAUUCACGGUUUGUAAACUUGGAAGACUUUGAGGAUUUAAAAGACUUGGAGGCAUUAAAUGUUAAACAGCUCAAGGAGGUGCUUAUGCUGCACCGCGUUGACUACAAAGGCUGCUGUGAGAAACAGGAGCUGUUGGACCGCGUCUGCAGGCUCUGGAAGACCAUGCGCUCUACUCCAGCUGUGGAGAAACUUGGCACUGAUGAGCUGUGCAAGAUUUGCAUGGAUGCGCCCAUUGAGUGCGUCUUCCUCGAAUGCGGCCACAUGGCCACCUGCACCAGUUGCGGAAAAGUGCUAAACGAGUGCCCAAUUUGCCGACAAUAUAUUGUACGUGUUGUAAGAUUCUUUAGAGCAUAAUGGAUACGGUUAAGGACAAGGUGAUUGGAC
Molecule: messenger RNA, 2439 nt
Organism: Drosophila bipectinata
Lineage: Eukaryota; Metazoa; Arthropoda; Insecta; Diptera; Drosophilidae
Biological process (GO): negative regulation of extrinsic apoptotic signaling pathway via death domain receptors; proteasome-mediated ubiquitin-dependent protein catabolic process; protein K48-linked ubiquitination
Cellular component (GO): cytoplasm; plasma membrane
Molecular function (GO): ubiquitin protein ligase activity
Source: RefSeq, a predicted model, not a curated record